Caenorhabditis elegans is the source of this 1120-nucleotide messenger RNA. It is a transcript of the gene nas-3, whose product is annotated as Zinc metalloproteinase nas-3. Gene Ontology annotation, cellular component: extracellular region. Gene Ontology annotation, molecular function: zinc ion binding; metalloendopeptidase activity; metallopeptidase activity. Gene Ontology annotation, biological process: proteolysis. NCBI's taxonomy places the organism in Eukaryota, Metazoa, Nematoda, Chromadorea, Rhabditida, Rhabditidae. The transcript is spliced from 4 exons. Bases 51 to 929 code for a protein of 292 amino acids. The record is from RefSeq and is marked reviewed.
CAGUGUGCUUGUUUCUUAUAUUCACCCACUCCAACUUCUAACUUUUAAAUAUGUACCGAUUUAUUAUUUUCUUCUCCUUACUAGCAUUGACAGCUUCAAAAGUUUCCGAACCUGAAAAAGACGAUGAAAUCGCCGUGAAGAUUCCAACAAAACGGUCAGUCUCCGAACCACCAAAGGAUGACGAUAUCGCCGUCAAGAUCCCAAUGAGGAAGAAACGCGGAAUUGCUAUUCACCCAUGGCAAUGGGAAUCACAUCUCUGGCCAAACGCUGAAGUACCUUAUGAUAUUGCUUCUCACUACACUGCAACUGAAAGAGGAAUAAUUCUAUCUGCAAUGGAAGCAUUCAGAGAUGUCACUUGUGUUCGGUUCCGUCCACGUCGUUCUACUGAUAAGCAUUAUCUCCAAAUAAACAAGCAUUAUCAGCUCGAACGAUGCUUCUCCUAUAUUGGUCGUCAAAGCAGUCGCUGGCUCUUCGGAACUCGUGAUGGAAAAGUUGAAACCCGCAUGAAGCUUGAUCCUUCCUGCCUUCUCUACAAUGGACGGGGAACUGUAAUGCAUGAGUUGAUGCACAUUCUCGGAUUCUACCACGAGCAUCAGAGAGACGAUCGUGACCGCCGUAUUGGAGGAUCAGCAUCUCAUUACAACUUCAAGAUCUAUCAACGUGCCAAGUCGUACUACAUGGGCGGUUACGAUGCCAAUUCGAUUAUGCACUACAACUUUGGAAGUGUACCAUGGCAAAAGAGAGAUUACUUCUCUCCAUCUGAUAUUCGUAACAUCAAUACUCUCUACAAGUGCAACAAUCGGGUGGUCAGCAAAUUUCCCUCAACUAUUCCAUCUACUUCUACGACAACUACGAAAGCGCCGCAAUUCGAAUUGUUCGAAAAGAAGCAAAUCGAGUCGAACAGUUUGUUUCGUAGAAGACGUUCCUAAUUAAUUGAUCAAGUUCAUAAUUAUUAUUUUUCAAUUUUUCCCCAUCAUCUCUUUCCUUUGCUCUUAUUUGUAUCCGAUCUUUGUGCUUCAACACGUGCUUCGCUUACGAUUCUUGACGAUCUCAAACGUUUUUUGUUUUUAUGUAUGGAUUAAUAUUUAUUUAAUAUAAUAAAUUGGUUAAAUUAAUAAAA